This is a messenger RNA of Bacillus rossius redtenbacheri, 1937 nucleotides long. Its product is annotated as putative nuclease HARBI1. Bases 494 to 1555 code for a protein of 353 amino acids. The transcript is spliced from 4 exons. The record is from RefSeq and is a predicted model, not a curated record. Lineage: Eukaryota; Metazoa; Arthropoda; Insecta; Phasmatodea; Bacillidae.
AUAUGCAGAGAUCUCACUUUAUCUUUAAGGGUCCCUCAAACGCAAAAAGUGGCCCUAAGUACCGUGCAAGAACCUCCCUUCUACUUCACUUCAUCACGGCACCCUAGAUUUCAAGUGAAGGAAGCUGUCAUACUUUAGGCCGCCCGAUCCGAGCCUUAAGGGACCCUAAAUUAAGAUGGCGGUCAUUAUUUGAAAAAAAUAACUUAUUUAAUUAAACUUCUACUGUAAUAUAAAGAGGAAUUGGGCUUGCGCUGCUUGUAAAUAAUGAUAAUUAUUUAAAAUGAAUGUGUAGGAAGAGUUUUGUUGCAUAUGCGACUCUUUUAAAUAUUCUAGUGUUAAAACAACUUAUCCCAUAUCCACCCAGACCAUCUUUGUUUACAUUUUGAAGUGCUUACUUUAUUUACUAGAAAAUAGCCGUUUCGUAAGUGAUUUCUAAACAUUAUUGUGUGUUCUUAGAGUAAAUAAAGUACUGUGUGAGUUUAUAUUUGCUCUGAUGGAUGACCCGAGAUUGUUUGACGAAGAAUAUUUAGAUUUUAUUCAACGGGUCGAAAAUAGAGAAAACCAUCAUCCCCGACGGUAUUUACGUGAUGGUCAAAAUCCUUGCGAAUUCUUCUCCGACAUCGAAUUCGUCAAACGUUUUCGAUUUUCUAAACAGAUUGUGAUGGACACUAUUGUGCCUCUUGUUGCUGCCGACAACAAUGAUAGGAGAGGAUUGCCAUUGCCACCAGUUCUUAAAGUUGUAAUAGCCUUGCGAUUUUAUGGCAGCAAUAGUUUUCAGAAUGUAUGUGGUGACCUAUGCCAUGUCAAUCAAGCAACAGUGUCAAGGAUUGUAAAGGUUGUUUCUGCACAAUUGGCCGAGCACCUUUUGGAGUAUGUUUAUUUUCCUGGACGGCAGCAACUUCAAGAAUACCAUAGGCAGUUCUAUGUAAAUGGUGGCUUUCCUGGUGUAACUGGGUGCAUAGACUGCACUCACAUUGGCAUUAGAAGCCCUGGUGGCCAGUUUGCAGAACUCUACCGUAAUAGGAAGGGUUACAUGUCUCUCAAUGUUCAGGUUGUCUCAGGUCCUAACCUUGAGAUUCUUGAUAUUGUGACAAGGUGGCCUGGCAGUACACAUGACUCAAGGAUUUUCAGCAACAGCCGGGUGAUGACUCGUUUUGAAAAUAGAGUUCUGCCAGGAGUACUGCUGGGAGACAAUGGCUAUCCUCAACUGCAUUUUCUUUUUACUCCAAUACUGGUGCCAAAUACAGUUGAGGAAACUCGCUACAAUGUAGCCCACAAGCGGACCCGGAAUACAGUAGAAAGACUGUUUGGAGUAUGGAAGCGGAGGUUCUCAUGCUUGGGACACAAGCUACGCUCAAGUCUCCAUACUACCAGCAGGGUCAUCGCUGCAUGUGCUGUUUUGCAUAAUAUAGCUGUUGCACGUGGUGAGCCACUGCCACCUCCUCCAGCUGACGAGGAGCACUUCAUGCCUGCUGUUCCUGUUGCAAAUGCGGCACCACGAAAUAAUCGUGGAGUUGAAGUGCGUGCAGAUUUUAUUCAGCGAAACUUUUUCUGAAUUUCGUUGAUUUAUUUUGAGUAGAUUGAAAACCCUGUCUUACCACCAAUGUUAUUUUUUAAUCAACAUGUAAUCACAAAAGCAAACGGCGUAGAAUCUAUACUAAUAUUAUAAAACUGAAGAGUUUGUUUGUUUGGACGCGCUAAUCUCAGGAACCACUGGUCCGAAUUGAAAAAUUAUUUCAGUGUUGGAUAGUACAUUUAUUGAGGAAGGCUAUAGGCUAUAUUAUAUUAUCAAUAACAUUAGGGAUUCUUACUAAAAGUCCAAUUUAGAAUCAAAUGUGUUGGAGGGGGUUAGAUACAACAUGCAGUACACGUACGAAGUGUGUGUUGACAAUGCCGCAGGCGCUAGAAGUUUAUUUCCUAUUGCAUAUUAACAUUGU